GCCUGUCACCCACCACCAGAAGCCUGAUGUCGAGCAACGUGACGAACAAGACAGACCCACGCUCCCUCAACUCGCGGGUCUUCAUCGGCAACCUCAACACGCUGCUGGUCACCAAGGCAGAUGUGGAGGCCAUCUUCGGCAAGUACGGCAAGAUCGUGGGCUGCUCCGUGCACAAAGGCUUUGCCUUUGUCCAGUACGCCAAUGAGAGGAACGCCCGCUCCGCGGUGGCUGGGGAGGACGGGCGCAUGAUUGUUGGCCAAGUGCUGGGUAAGAGACAAGGGGCGGGGCGUAGCCAGGAAGGGGCGGGGCGUAGCCAGGAAGGGGCGGGGCGUAGCCAGGAAGGGACAUGCAUGGUUAGCUCCUCCUUCGACCUCGACUAUGACUUUCAGAGGGAUUAUUACGACAGGAUGUACUCGUACCCCUCCCGCGUGCCUCCCCCGCCUCCCCCUCUGUCCCGGGCAGUCGUUCCCUCCAAGCGGCCGAGGGUCAGCACCAGCGGGGGGCGCCGCACCAAGACCAGCUUCUCUUCCAAGAGCAGCCAGAGGAGCUCCUCACGCACCAUGAAAGCAGACGACCUGCAGACAAUCAAGAAGGAACUGACCCAGAUCAAGCACAAGGUGGACUACCUCCUGGAGAGCUUGGAGAGGAUGGAGAGGGACCACAGCAAGAAGUCAGGCAAGAGCGCCAAGUCAGACGGGGGCGAGAGCUCCACCCAGCACAGCAGCUCCAGCCUCAAGAAGGAGGAGUGCCUGAAGAGGGAGAGGGAGAGCCAGGAGCUGCCCGACUCGGAGGAGGAGGGAGACCUGCUGGAGGAUGAGGAGGAGGUGAGCGAGAGGAGGGGAGAGGAAGAGGGAGAGCUGCUGGAGCCUGACACACUCACGCCGGCCCCCAGCAGCACAGGAGCCCUCGAACCCGCAGCCAUGGUGAUGAAGGUCAUAGUCAUCCUCAGACCCAAGUUCCUUCUCUUCAUCCUCUGGAACCGAAACGCUGACUUUGUGGAUUUUGAGUUUGCGGUCAUGAUGUGA
Messenger RNA from Lepisosteus oculatus (spotted gar), 1025 nucleotides. NCBI's taxonomy places the organism in Eukaryota, Metazoa, Chordata, Actinopteri, Semionotiformes, Lepisosteidae. The record is from RefSeq and is a predicted model, not a curated record.